Bipolaris sorokiniana ND90Pr is the source of this 1682-nucleotide messenger RNA. RefSeq lists its product as uncharacterized. The transcript has 4 exons. Gene Ontology annotation, cellular component: CCR4-NOT core complex; P-body; CCR4-NOT complex. The coding region runs from base 152 to 1270 and encodes 372 amino acids. Lineage: Eukaryota; Fungi; Ascomycota; Dothideomycetes; Pleosporales; Pleosporaceae. The record is from RefSeq and is a predicted model, not a curated record. Gene Ontology annotation, biological process: negative regulation of translation; mRNA catabolic process.
ACAGACUCACCACGCCCCAAUCUCCAUCGCCUGUCCUUCGACCCGCCAGCCUAUUCUUUGAUCGCUUGUCGCUUUCUAUUUAGAUCCGCGCAACUGACUUCAUCUCACCAAUACCCCGCAAUACCCGCGAAACCGCUACGACCCGCAGCCAAUGCAACAUUUCCUCGCGCAUCAGCAACAGUACGGCGAGUGGGGUCAGGGCCACCACCAGCAGCCGCAACAUCACGUAGCCCAACAUGGACAGCAUCAAGCGCAGGCCGCCCAGUUGCAUGCCCAGCAGCAGGCUCAGGCCGUUCAAGCAGCUGCGCAGCGCCAGUACCACCAGCAGCUUGCGGCCAACAAUGGCUCCACGCUGCCAGGAAACAACGCCGUUCCCCGAGGACCUGCAAACGACGUCCAGGCAGCCGAUGUCGGCAUGACGGAUGAAAAUAGGCGCGUUUUAGAAUGGGUAACCCAGCUCAUGAAGCCUGCUACCAGGGAGGCCGCGCUUCUGGAGUUGAGCAAGAAGCGGGAGCAGGUCCCCGAGCUGGCUCUGAUUCUCUGGCAUUCUUUCGGUGUUAUGGCUUCUCUCCUCCAAGAGAUCAUCUCCGUUUACCCGCUGCUCAAUCCUUCGCAAUUGACCGCUGCAGCAUCUAACCGUGUCUGCAAUGCUCUCGCGCUUCUUCAAUGCGUGGCUUCUCAUACUGAAACCCGUGGCUUGUUUUUGAGUGCACACAUUCCGCUCUUCCUGUACCCGUUUCUCAACACGACGUCCAAAUCACGACCCUUCGAAUACCUACGUCUUACGUCUCUCGGUGUAAUUGGCGCUCUUGUCAAGAAUGACUCUUCUGAAGUCAUCAAUUUCCUUCUCACUACUGAGAUUAUCCCACUUUGUCUCCGUAUCAUGGAGACGGGCUCGGAGCUCAGCAAGACUGUGGCGAUUUUCAUUGUCCAGAAGAUCUUGCUGGACGACAUUGGUCUUGCAUACAUCUGCCAAACAUACGAGCGUUUCUAUGCUGUAGGCACCGUCUUGAGCAACAUGGUCAAUCAGCUCGUUGAGCAACAGACGGUUCGCUUACUGAAGCACGUUGUGCGUUGCUUUCUCCGCUUGAGCGAUAAUGCUCGCGCUCGCGAGGCGCUGCGCCAGUCCUUACCCGAGCCGCUCCGAGAUGCUACUUUCUCUUCUGUUCUACGGGACGACGCCGCCACCAAGCGUUGCCUUGCUCAACUCUUGAUCAAUCUCUCCGACAAUGUUGUCGAUGCGGCAAAUAACCAACAGCUCAUGCACUAAGAUGACGAAUGAUGCGCUGGCUCUUUGAUAAGUUCUGACAAUUGGCCUGGGUAUGUUCAGUCCUGAACAACCCUUUCUCGCCUUCUGUAUAUCUACGGCUUCGGCUUUUACUCCAUUUGGCACGGCGGCCUCUGUGAGCAACAUACCCCUUGGUUUGAUCUGGUUUGGCUUAUGGAAACGGUGUGAAUUCGGCGUUAGGGUUUCUCAUAUGGGAUACCCGUAGCAACAGUCUUUUGUGGCAUGUGCUACUUCUUGCAUUAUUAUUUUUCUUCUUUGACUCUGAUGGUCAUGGCGAGGAGUUUGGGGCAUUGCAUGGCGUAGUGCACAUCCAUGCAUGGCAAAAAGCGACUGUAUAUUACUAUAGUUAUUCUGCCUACGGGCAGGCGAGAAAUGUGGAAGUAUGCGAAGACCU